CUUACAGGUUUGUGAUGGAACUUCCACUUUUGCCGAAGAGUUUCUGGUCGAGUGAUAACAAAUUUCUGCACCCGCCCUUUCCAGAUGCCCUGGUCACCGUCCACACCACACAAGAAAUUGCCAAGGAAACUAUUCUGGGGCCCUGCCAGCUCCAAGACACCAAGCUGGACACAGUGGCUUUCAUUGCGCUCAAGUGCUCGGAGAGGAGGAACAUUCAGUACAUUGUCAAGGUCGACGUCACGGCCGUGCCAAGCCCCAGCGGGUUUCCUUGGAUGAGGUUGGUCCAGGCCGCCGCCAACAAGAAACAGCAGAACCUCGAAGCUUACUUGAGCAAACGGGCAGCUGUACUAUCGGCCCACCAGGCCCAUAUGCAGGAAUGAGGAGCUGCUGGUUUGGUACGACGAGGAACUUUCCCAGCUUCUGGGGUUCGGAGAGAUUCAAGCCGGCAGGCAGCUCCAGAGCGAGCUGUGUUGUCCGAGCUGCAAGCGAGUCUUCCGCGGGGAGCACGCCUACGUCUCUCACGCCCGCUUCUUCUGCUGCCCAGAGAAUAGCGCCCAGCUCUGGAGAAGCCUCUGCGCCCCCAAGACCGCGAGGAGGAGAU
This is a messenger RNA of Heteronotia binoei (common prickly gecko), 601 nucleotides long. RefSeq names its product PR domain zinc finger protein 8-like. Gene Ontology annotation, cellular component: nucleus. Gene Ontology annotation, biological process: regulation of DNA-templated transcription. The transcript is spliced from 3 exons. The record is from RefSeq and is a predicted model, not a curated record. Lineage: Eukaryota; Metazoa; Chordata; Lepidosauria; Squamata; Gekkonidae. The coding region runs from base 15 to 380 and encodes 121 amino acids.